UCACAGCUGGUGCAGGAGCCUGGAGGCUUCACAAUAUUUAACAAUGAAGACUGUUUAGGCUUAGCACUGAAUGAGAGUGACUGCGCACCGGAGAAACUGCUGGUUUUAACCGGUAGUUGGUUAAAUGCAGAGAAUGUCUGACCUAUGAGGCGGAGGGACCUAAGUCACAGCGUCCUUUUCUCCUGCAACCUUGACUGUUGUGAAGUAUUGCAAACUGCGUCAUCUACUGGUUGAAUGGAACUGUCGCUGGAACAGAAGCACUAAAGUCAAAAGUCCAGUUUUGCUGGAGUUCUCUACGGCCCUUGGACUUUCACAUUAAUGUUCUGGAGUCUCAGGGUACGAUAGUGGAUGACUUUCCUUCUACAAUGGAACUGGGUGUGCCUUCAUUGAACUGAUCGGAUUUCUACGGGAGGAGUGUGAAUUACAUUCACGAGGGGAGGAGAGACUAGUUGAAAAGAUGACUAUUUUAGGAAUCAGCCGUCGCACCUGGCGAGGACUCUCAGUCCUAUUUGGCGGAGUUCUCGUACAUCUGUCGUUUGGAACGCUCUACACUUUUGGUAA
This is a messenger RNA of Aplysia californica (California sea hare), 561 nucleotides long. RefSeq lists its product as uncharacterized. Gene Ontology annotation, molecular function: transmembrane transporter activity. Lineage: Eukaryota; Metazoa; Mollusca; Gastropoda; Aplysiida; Aplysiidae. The record is from RefSeq and is a predicted model, not a curated record.